Bactrocera latifrons is the source of this 492-nucleotide messenger RNA. RefSeq lists its product as uncharacterized. Bases 88 to 492 code for a protein of 134 amino acids. The record is from RefSeq and is a predicted model, not a curated record. Lineage: Eukaryota; Metazoa; Arthropoda; Insecta; Diptera; Tephritidae. The transcript is spliced from 3 exons.
AGUUUAUGUUGGGUUUAUUUUACAGAUGAGCAAUGUUCGAAGAGGUGGCUGACUCUAAGGGAGAGAUUCAGUAGGGAAGUAAGGAAAAUGGAGUCRCCAUCAGGAAGUGGGGCGAGUAACACCGAAACCUGGCCAUUGUUCGAUAAUAUGAGCUUUUUAAAACUAUAUAUACAGCCCAGACCAAAUCGCUGCACCACAAACAUUUUAGAAGAUAUGUAUUCGCAGGAGCUGUUGGAGCCAUUUAGUUUUGAAAGUUCUCCGACUAUUUUAUCGUCGCCUUCGGAGUUGUCGUCUUCAACUUCAAUCCGGAAAAGAGUCAAGAAAACAAACAGCGACGACGACAGCUGUUUCAAAGAAGCGUVCGAGCUAUACAAAAGCAUGUGUGCAGAGAGGAGCAAUUGCAGCGAGGCGGUGAGGUCGUUUGGUGUUAUGCUGACCUCUAUCAUGAACGGUAUGAGCGAGGUAAAGCAAAUGAAAACAAUACAAUUUUAA